AUGAAAAUUGGUAUUGAUGAUGGUGCAACGAUGUCAGAAAAUCCCAAUUCGUGGACUCUUUCAGAAGAUAUUCGUAAAGAACGAGAAAAAAAUAAAAUUAAGGCAAAUACUUUUAAAUUUAAUGCGGACUAUUCGGAAAAUAAUUUUCUUUCUCAUUUGUCUAAUGCAGAUUCUGUUGAAAAAGAAUCGAAAAUUAAUACUGCUGAAAUUCCUAAAACAGGAAGCAUAUUCGGUGGUUUUGGACAUGGUUUAACCGCAAAGCCUUUCUCUGAUUCAUUGAAAAGCAAUUUUAGUGAAGAACAUAAUAAUGAACGUGGGAAGAGCGUCGAAAAUGAAGACGAAGCAACUCGGAAAGAGCGCGAUAAACAAGAAAGAGAUCGACUAUUCUGGCGGAGGGCGGCUAUGCAUUCUUCGGAAUUUUCUCCGAUCACUGCAUCUAACCCACUUUCCAAUGUUGCAAAAUCAAAUCAACUGAAUCAAAGAUUUUCGAGGCCACUGUUAGAAAACAGUGCUUAUAAAAGUCCCUUUGCCGCAGGGUCCUCAAAUUCUCGACCUUCCUGGCCAAGAUUCGGUGAUCCUGUGGCAGAUCCACCUAAACAUAUGGAAUUGGUAGCUUCAGGAAGAUCCUUUUCUCAAGACAGAGAUGGAAAUAAAUGUCUAUGGAAUUUCGAUAAGAAUGAUUUCGAAAAACGUAUGGGUUACAUUUUUGCAGUUUGUUCUAAUAUUCUUCCAUGGUAUCUACAACAUUUACCGCUAUAA
Dracunculus medinensis (Guinea worm) is the source of this 759-nucleotide messenger RNA. The record is from the annotation of a GenBank genome assembly. Lineage: Eukaryota; Metazoa; Nematoda; Chromadorea; Rhabditida; Dracunculidae.